CUGUUUCCACACAGAGCGUACGCACGCUGUCCGUCAUUUUUCACACGGCGAAUUUGCAAAAAAAAAUCGGCGCGUAAUCGUCAAAAUACCACCAAAAAAACGUCGAAAAUUCGCGCUUAGCCAGGAUCGGACGGAGAAAAUGAUAUUGGACCGUUGAUGGGUCGUAAUAUGUGGUGUGUUUUGUGCGAAUGUACCACCAAAGGAUAUACGGAGUGUUGUGCUAAAGCCGGGCAAUAUGUGUCAGAUCGUUUUGAUAAGGUUCAUGUGCUGGAAACAUAAAUUAAAAUUUUUCAAAAUAUUUCCACUAUGAAAAAGGCCUCUGGCAAACGGUUUGAGGAUACAAUGGAUGAUGACUCCGAUGACAAAGACACAAAGCGAAAAUCUAGAAAUUUAAGUGAGAAAAAACGAAGAGACCAAUUUAACAUGCUGGUAAACGAAUUAAGUUCCAUGAUUACGACCAGUGGGAGGAAAAUGGACAAAUCGACAGUGCUUAAGUCUACCAUUUCGUUUUUGAAAAACCACAAUGAAAUAACGGUUAGAUCUCGUGUAAACGAAAUCCAAGAAGACUGGAAACCUACGUUUUUAACUAACGAAGAGUUCACUCACUUAGUUUUAGAAGCUGUGGAUGGUUUUAUAAUAAUAUUUUCUACAGAUGGCCAAAUAGUUUAUGUUUCGGAAAGCGUGGCAUCAUUAUUAGGACAUUUACCGAGCGAAGUACUAAAAAUGACAAUAUACGAAUUAGUGGGCGAAGAGGAACACGCGACUCUAUAUAACGUCCUGAAUCCGUCCGACAUAGAAAAACAAGUGUCCUUCUCAGUCCAUUUGAAAAGGGGAGGCCCGAUACCGAAGACCGACUCUGUGUUCGAACCAGUUCAUUUUAUAGGAUACUUUAGGUCAGACGAAGAUUGCGUCCACACUGAAAAUCGAUACAGCGGGUAUUCAGGAGAAGCGGAUACGAGGCUGGUUUUCAUAGGCACCGGAAGAAUAUUAACCCCUCAACUAAUCAAAGAAAUGCCGCUGCUGGACUCUGUAAAAAGCGAAUUCACUUCAAGACACAGCUUAGAAUGGAAAUUUCUUUUUUUAGACCACAGGGCGCCGCCUAUUAUAGGGUACUUACCAUUUGAACUAUUAGGUACUUCCGGGUACGAUUAUUACCAUGUGGAUGACUUGGAAAAGGUAGUGUUGUGCCACGAAUCUCUCAUGCAGAAAGGAGAAGGUACUUCUUGUUACUAUAGGUUUUUGACCAAGGGGCAGCAAUGGAUAUGGUUACAAACAAGAUUCUACAUUACAUAUCACCAGUGGAAUUCUAAACCAGAAUUUAUAGUUUGCACCCAUCGUGUUGUCAGUUACAACGACGUAUUAAGAAAACAUCGUAAAGGAACGUUAUCACCGGCAGAAAGUUUCGAACAAAUCGAAGAACCAUCACCGUCAGCAGCCAUGUCCUGGACCGGAGGUGGUAACAGUACAGGAGCGCCCAGUACUACUGCUGGAAAAAGUGUGUUACGUCAGGGGCCAUCUUCCGAUUGCACCUCAAUGUCUGCAGAUUCACCAGGUUCCAGGCAGUCUAUGAGCACUCAUCAGUCUACCUCGAAAUCGAGAAGCAACUACACAUCAGCCCCACUAAUCAGUCAGUCAAGUCCUUCGUCUCAACAGCCUCUACCUCAAAUACCUCAGCCUCAAUCUCAACCUCAACAGCAAGUCCAGCCUCAAAUGCAAGCUCAGCCGCAAUCCCAUUUGCAGCAACUUCCCAUGCAGAUGCAGCCCCAGCAAAUGCAGUCAGCCCAAUUUUUAGAUCCUCAACAGUACGUUGCAGCCAUACCAGUUCAAAGUUUGAUAACAAAUUUUCCUUCUGCCGGAGUUUUGUCGCCAAUCCAGCAAGUGGAUAACCUGGUGAUGUCUCCGGCCCAAAAUCAGCUACAAGCCGACCUCCAACGAAAGCAUGCAGAACUUCAAGCCAUGAUCAACAACCAACAGCAAGAACUCAGACGCGUGUCGGAACAACUCCUGAUGGCCAGACUGGGUCUACUGCAAGGCGCUCAACAAGUCCAACAACCGAUGUCUUAUCAAACUACCACCAAUCCGGGUACUGUGAGUAGUACCACGACCACCAUGCACCUUCCGCCGUUGCAAGGACCCGUUAUAGUACCUGUUACGGUGCCCAUAUCGCUUCCGAUUCAGCAUCAACAGACUUUAAUGUAUAGUAGGCCCGAUUCGAACACUCAGUCUCAGUAAUUUUUAGAUAGUGCGAAUGUUUUAGCUUACUCUGGAUGUUUCCGUUGAUUCUAAUGGAUUUUUAUUGGUUAAAUGUGAUUUAAUAUAUCGAUGGUAUCUCUGUUACCGAUAUGACAAACGUAUGAAACGUUUUUAAAGAGGGACCAGAUAUCUUACUUACUACUCAUUACACUAUAAUUAAAUAGCUAAAAUUUUAUUUGUGAACAUACAGGAAUACCUUUCCUAAGAAGUAUACAAAGCUCAAACUAAAGUAUAAUUAAGCAUUGAAUAAAAAUACAAACAUAAUAAAAACACAAGAAUUUGAGAGUUCUUUUAAGGGUUGGUAAGCUUAUAUUAAAAAUAUCGAACUUUGUACUUUAGGCAAAUACGGUUAGAGAAUUUCCUUUAUCUAUAGUUGGUUCGAUGUAGUUUAACGUAGAACAUAAAAGUGUGUUGUGUUCACCGAAUAGGAGUCAGAACAGUGAUAUUUUCCAAAAGAAUGUCGCAUCAGAUCACCCCAUUGAAUAAUUUAAAAAGAAACAGAACAAAAUAUUGUUCCAUUCUUAUUUCAAGUGACUACAUGCCAUAUAAAAGCAAACGCAAGAUUUGAAAAAUUUUCGUUGUACUCGUUCAAUUCUCUUAAUAUGACCUGUCUAAAAAGUCUCCCAAACUACACCACAUUAUUCAAGAAUACUUCAAACCAAAUAAUUGUAAAGGGACAUAGUAGUCUUGUUAUCAUAAUUGUGAGAAGUGUGACUUUGGAUGAAGCCAAGCAUUCUAAAUGCAUUGCAAACGAUAGAUCCAACAUGUUGGUUAAAUGUCAGGACAGAGUGAAGGAUGAUGACAAGAUCAUCAAUGGAUGAGCCACUAUCUAAUAUAACAAUCAUCUACUUUAUAAACAUUCGUGAUAAUGUUGGAGGAUCUUAUAAAAUGAGUCAUAGCAAGUUUGCUAACGUUAAGAGACAAACGAUUGAUUUUGCAACGAUCCAGAUUUGAUUGUAAGUUACUUAUCUCUGGUCUUUAUGCCAAAAAACUUUAGGUCAUAUGCAAACAAAAGAUAGUGACUGUUUAAGAAGCAUUUUGUUACGUCGUUUAUAAACAAUAUAAAUAGAACUGGACCAAUUUGGAAAACUUAAAUAAUACCAGAUCUAACAGAUAUAUCACAAGACACUGAAUUAUAAACGAAAAUCAUUGAGAACAUUCAGCUAAGUAAGAUUGAUCCACUUCAGAUAAUUUACAGAAAUAACAUGCUAAAUGUCAAGAAUGUUAUGUCAACUGUUAAAAAUAACUUGUUUUUAAGAUGUUUUAAGAUGUUUUAAGAUGUUUUAAGAUGUUUUAAGAUGUUUUAAGAUGUUUUAAGAUGUUUUAAGAUGUUUUAAUAUGUUUUAAGAAGUGAUAUCGGUAAUGCAGAUACCUUGAAUUUGACGAUAGACUUAAAAUACCGGCUCAGUCUAAUAUUUUGUAUUUGAAUCUCGUCUUAUUUUAGCGUAACUGUUGCUCUAUAAGUAACCUAACAGAUGUUAGCAGUUGACAAAAUUAAUAUUAAUAUCUUCAGCUGUAACCCCAACACAAUCCCAUGCAAUAUCAUGCCGUCAUUAUAACGUGAUUUUUUGGUGUGCGUGACGUGAAAAUAACGUUAUGGUAACGUGAGAAUAUCACAGCAAAAUGACGUCAUUCUAUAUCGUCAUUUUGACGAAUCGAUAUCACGUUAAAAUAACGUGUAUAUCGGGUGUAGUGGGCUAGGCAAAUUGACGUCAUUAUCACGAAUCUACCUAGCGUCAAAAUGACGUCUAUAUUGGGUGUCCCAAGGUUGGAUUAUUAAAAAUACUAGGAGAUGAAAGUUAUUUAAUUAAUCCAAAAAACACAUGAAAAAUAUAUUAUAAAAAAUAAAUUACACUGAUAAAUAAAAAAGUCAUGAGUAAGAAACCAAAAGGAAUAAAAUGACAAAAGAAUAUUAGAGGAAUUGACACAACAUACCUAAAAUUGUAGAUUUGAUUUUAAUUGGGGGUGGGCGAGCAUGUUGACGAUUUUAUCAUCUUCAGUAUCAUCGAAUGACAUCUUUCUAGUUGGCACUUGUUUUCUUUUAGUAGGUACUUUAUCAACCUCGGAAUGUAGAUCUGAGGUAACUUCGACUUUUUUUAAUUUGGUACAUCACUUAUCAUUAUCAUCUAAAAUAAAAGAACUAUUAAAAUACAGACCACUAAAAAUUCUUAAAGAUAGACAGUAAAUUGUGUAUCUAGUUGUAAAAACUACCUUCUCAGAGAUAUACAUAUAAUCUGAAUUUAUAAUAAAAGUUAAUGAAAAAAAGAUAAUAUAUUCUGUGAGAUGAUAAAAGGUAUCUAAAUCAAGUGACCCCCUACAAAUCUUUUAUUUUUAAAUAAACUAAGUAUUAAAAAAAUACCCUGAAAGAACUCAUAAUCAAAAAAUAAAAGUAUAACAUUACUAACCAGUCUUAUAUUAUAGUAUAUUUCUCCAUAAAGGCGGCCAAAAAACUUGUUUUUUACGCAGCGUCAGCCAUUUUCUGCUCACCUCACAACCGCCAGACCGUCAUCAUCCGGUUUUUCAAACUCAACAAUGCAAUACAUCUGUAAAAUACCAAAUUCGGUUUAAUAUACUUUAUUAUUUUGUCACAUUCUAUUUUUUACCUUUUUCUAAAAGAUCUAAAAAAUGCACCACGUUCACAAGGUCGUCACGACUGUCACUCACGAGAAUCAUUAAGAUGGAGGAAACAGGAAACAACAAUGCCAAUUGACAAUAUGACAUUGCAAGAAAUAUACGAAAAAAUAAUUAUGACGAAUUCUAAGUGACGUCUAUUUUAUGUCAUCAAUGCGACGUCAAAUACACGUUACUGAUUAGGAUAUUGUAUUUUGGAUAAAUGAAUACUAAAAAAUUACGUCAUAGUGACGUUGCAUAAUUAACGUUGCAAAAACGACGUCAAAGUAACGUCAUUAAUUGGGAUAGUGACGUUUCUGACGACUAAACCCAAAAAAUCACGUAAUGACGGCACCUUGCUGCUUGGGAUGCCACUGGCUUAUUUGACAGAACUGACAAUAAAUUCGAUUGGGAGAGAUUAAAAGAAGGCGGACUAAAAUACAGAAAACAUAAAUAAAUUGCGAAAAUUACAAAUAACUAAUCGCAUAUUUUUACUCAUAUAUAGUGUGUGAUACUGUGAAUGAUCUAACGAGAUGUUCAGUAAUUAAAUUACUGGGUUGUAAAUAUUUUUAUGAAAAUAGUUAAAUUGUAUCAUAAUAAUUAUGGGAAAUAUCCCAUGUAAAGUUCUGAUUAAAAUUAAUUUGAAAUGUAUUCCCAAUUAAAAUUUUUUAUAUACCUUUGCUAAAAGAUUAUUAUAACAGCUGUACUUCUUUCCGUUUUGUUCGAGAAAAUUCAACUCAUUAAUAAAAUUGUUGAGAUAUUGUUUUAAAAGGUAUUACCAAGGAGUGUCAAUAAAGAACAUUUUUAUAUCGUUGGAAUUCAUAAGUAAAAAUCUACGGUAUCGAAAAUUUAAAAAUGAAGUGAUACAGAAAAUUGUUUGAUUAUUAAUGAGUAGAAGAAUUUAUAGGGUAGAAUGAGAGAGACAUACUAUUUAUUAAACCAAACGUGGUGUGAACUACAAGCGGCAUAGGAAGUUGGUCCGUUCUAAAAGUAACCAAAUUUUCGGGGCGAUAACCAUCCAUGUGUGGUGAACAUCAUAGAAUUCCUAAUCCAAAUCAAAACAAUUAUCUCUGCUGUUUUCCUUUUGAUGUAAUUUAAUGCCUGUUGUAGUAUUAGCCAAAAAACCAUUUGUUUAUACAUUUCCUUUCAAUUUUAAUAUUAACUAUCAUUAACUUCGAUUGGUGACAUCAACUCAAAAAAAAAAACAUUUUAAAUUAUUUUUUAUCAAAACUAUACAAUCGUUAAUUAUGUAUAUUAUGAUCGUUCUUGUACAGGAAAAUUAAUUUAUUUUAUUUUUUUUUAUUUUGUUUAAAUUAUUAUUUUAGCGAAUAUUGUUUAAUGCUCAAAAAGAAGAACCAAAACUGAUUACAGAGAGUGAUCAGAAAAAUGGGAACAAAGCAAUUUUAUUUUUUAAUAAUAUAUAAAAAAAAAACGGCUGUACAUAUCUUAAGUGAACAUAAUUAAAGUAUUUAUAUAUAUUUUGUUAAUAAAAAGAUCUGUUCUAAUUGUGAUAUAUAUGCUUGUAUAUACAUUUUAAUGUAUCUAUAAACGUAAAAAAAUUGUUUAAACAAAACGGAUGGGUAUAGGAAAAUAUAUCGAUAACAAAAGAUCGAAAUACAAAAGAUCGGAAAAGAGAAAUGAAUUUCAAAAUCAUAAACUAGUUUACCUAACCUGUACGGCUUGCAGCCCUCGCGAUUUGCUUUUUAUUUCGAUAUUGUUUUUUCGAUCUCGUGGUUUCCUAUGUUUUGAACCACUUGUAAUUCGAUGUUUUUUCUUAGACCCAAAAAGGUUGAUUAUUUAUAUUGUAGUACAAAAAAUAA
Molecule: messenger RNA, 6683 nt
Organism: Psylliodes chrysocephalus
Lineage: Eukaryota; Metazoa; Arthropoda; Insecta; Coleoptera; Chrysomelidae
Source: the annotation of a GenBank genome assembly